CUGGAGGAAGGGAAAAGGAGGAGAAAAAGGGACUCUCACACAUAUCCAGCUGUGGUAUUUACAAAUUACAACCAGAUAUCGUUAUCCAUGGUUCUACAGUAAGCCGUCCAGUUGCAUAAUGUAUACAUCAAGAAUGUCACAUAUUCAGUUGUUUUUCUGCUGCUUUUGGUUGGUUUUGUCCAACGUUUACGCUCAUGAAUUGUACAAUCUGGUGUCUUCGCAAGAUGUGGAAACCUUCAAGCAAUGCACCGUGCCGUGUGCAGUGCACGUCUUCACACGUCAGCCGCAAGAAAAGAAAACACUGCUGAAUAAGGACUAUCGCUUGAAAGAGUUUUUAGCCAACUUUAUGGAGGCAGGGAAGUAUCUGGAAGAUUUUGAAGUCAAGUUUGCUUCAAUUGACUGUUAUAAUGAUCCUGUUGAGGAACUUUGCUCAAAGGAAUCAGCCAAGACUACAAUCUUUGUCUACAGGUAUGGCCACAUUCUUACUGAGCUUCCUAUGGAUGCAUUGUACAAUGUGGAUUCCAUCAUUUCCAACAUGCUACAUCUAGUGCUUCUCCGUGAAGUGCCCUUUGUUCAGGAACCGAUAGAUCUGGCAGCGAUGCAACAGAAAGCAAAGAGGCAUAAAGAUAUUAUGUUUGCAAAAGUAAUAGCUGUGGGUACUCCAGAACAUCGUGCCUUUAUGGAAGGUGCCUUUGCAUACAGCCAUCUCUACCAGUUUGUUAUGACGACUAACUCUCAUCACAGCAUGCUUGGAAUAGGAACUGAUGCAGAGUGGUCAGAGGCUCAGAAUAGAGUAUGGUUCUUGAAUUGUAAAGUAGCUUCAUCUGGGGAUGUAUGUCAACGCUCAUUCUACAGAGGCAAACUUAAUGUGCCAGACUUUGCAUUGUAUCUGAAAACUCUGGACGUGCUACCCUAUUUGGAGUAUCAAGCCACAACUGAGAGUAUAUUUUACCAGAGGUUAAGUAUACCAACUGCUUACGUGUACAGCAGCAAUGCCCAGUAUGCUGAGCAUAAGGCAAUAGUGCAAGACCUCUCACAAACCUACAAGGGUAACUUGGGAUUUGUUCUCAUCAACAGUGACAUAACAACAAAGAGUGUGAUCAGUGAUGACAUCAAUCCUUGCCAGCAUCCUUGUCUGAUGCUACAGAGAGCUCCUAAGGAGAAUGUGAUUACAAUGAUUGGUGAUCUGACAGUCAAGAGUGUAUCAUCCUUCAUUGAAGACAAUAUGUACAUCCAGGUUGAGCCGUCUGAUGAACAAAGUGAGGACGAGGAGAACGAGGGGAACAAACAAAUUCCAGUGCAAGAGAUCCAGGAUGAUGAAGUACAGUUUGCUGUCAACAGAGAUACUAGAGUAUUGGAUAUGUCACAUAUCCCUAAGCUCACUGACAAGACCUUCCCUGAGCUCAUAGUCAGGUCACAGCUAGUCGUUAUCCUGUUUACUGUUCGCUGGGAUCCAAGAUGCAAAGCUUUCUUAGAAUCUUACUCGUCUGCAGCCAAGACCAUUCAAGAAGCUAAUCCCCAGCUUAGCCAACCCCUAACUCAAGUAGAAUGCUUCAGCUGGCCUGACGUCUGUCAGCUUAAUAAUGUAACUACCUACCCAGCUGUUAAGAUGUACAAGGAAGGCAAGAUGGUGGCCGAUUAUAAAGGCUCGCUUAGCAAGGAGGGAAUCCUGAAAGCUUACCACCUGUAUUCCACAUCCAACCCUGUGAUCCUGGAGACAUGUUCAGAUUGUGCUGCAUUUAGUAGCGGUCAGCAACCAGAGUGGGUUCAAUCUACACUCACUGCUGUAGUCAUGGGUUACUUCCCAGCUACAGCUACCAAAGAGAGGCGUGAAUAUGAGCAAGCCACCAAAGUGUUUCAGGGUCAACAUUUGAUGGCAGUGUGCCAGACAGAGUGUGCUGAGUUACAGUCUGGUGCCUCCAAACCUGCUGUUAAUGCAUUUAAAUGGGUAGAUUCCCAUCAGCCUAAAGUGGAGUACACAGGGGACUAUACCGCAAGAGAUCUGAUUACCUUUGUGCACAAGGCCACUCUUCCACUUGUUCCGGAGUUGACUCCCAGUACUUUCCCUCUUCACUUCAGUCAAGGCAAACCAUUCCUGAUCCUCUUCAAGGAUACUGAUGACCAGUCCAUCCAGGCAGAGUCAUCAUUAGCCACAUUAGCGCUGGAGAAAACCUUUGAAUCUAAGCUCACUAUACUAUGGAUUGAUGUAUCCCAGCCAUCCUGCGUUGGUUCAGAGAUCCUGAAAGAUUACGGCAUUCGUCGACAACUUCUUCACCCCAGCGUUGUGUUUGUUGAUCACACUACAAGCAGGGUAUGUAACUACCCUCCAGACUUCAGCUACCAAGUACCAGCUAUGACUGAUUGGUUGAAGAUAGUCAUGAAUGGAGAGACAACGUGCUCAGGUUUAAAGGAAGGCAAGUUUGAGCCCUUGGUGAGCCCUUAUGAUUUCCUAGCCUUGGUUAAUAGCAAGAAGGAGAUGGUUUCCCAUAGGUUGAGUCGACUACCCACGGAUCAAAGAAACUAUGAGAAUGGUGAAGAGCUAGAAGAUGGUGGACGUGAUCUGUAUCCACAAAACCAGAUACAUUCACAUCAACACACAGAGCUUUAAUUCUUAUCAUCUAAGUAGGAUUUGAAACUUUGCAUGGUGGAAAUAUGAUAUGGAAAGGUUUGCGGUAACACCAUUGACAAUCUCUAAAUGAGUUUGGGUGGUUCUGAAAAGAAAGGCUGGUUUCAACUUGACGUUUCGGUCAGUAGCAUACUGAUCAAAGCGUCGAGGUUGAAACCAACGGUUUACUGAUCGAAACCAACGGUUUACUGAUCGAAACCAACGGUUCUUUUCAGAACCACCCCAACUCAAUAAGGAAUAGUCAUUACAUGGUGUUACCGCAAACCUUUUCAUAUCUAAUCAUCUACAUUGUGUUGUAUUUGUCUUCAGUACAUGUUUUGCAUCUCAGUUUAGUAUUGGGUAGAUGUCACAAACAUUGCGUUUGUUAUUACGGCAUGUGCAAACUUGUUUACCAUUUGAAUGUAUUGUUACAUGUUGGAUGUGUAAAGUGAGUAUAUUGAGCUUUAUAAAUGUAAUGUUCUGGAGCCAUUGGGCUUUUUCUUCAGCUGCCACGUGGAAAGUUACCGCGACUGGCUUUGGUGUCAUUCUACCAUACGUUCCCACAUGGAAUUAUAUUGUGUUUUACAGCAUGGUUGCAGUAGGUUUACAGCACGGAGCUGUACCCUUUGUAUUUUUAGAGGUCCUUGGGUCGAUUUCACAAAGGGACUAGUCCUAAGAGAUAUCAAAAACGUAUAGCUAGUCCUAAGUUAGGACAAGU
Asterias rubens (European starfish) is the source of this 3323-nucleotide messenger RNA. Its product is annotated as thioredoxin domain-containing protein 16-like. Bases 119 to 2608 code for a protein of 829 amino acids. Lineage: Eukaryota; Metazoa; Echinodermata; Asteroidea; Forcipulatida; Asteriidae. The transcript is spliced from 18 exons. The record is from RefSeq and is a predicted model, not a curated record.